AUGAUAGUUUCGUUACAGUAUGUUGGCUCACGUUUGGUGCUGGCUCGAUUGGAUGGGUCCAUAGAAUUCUUGGAACUGUCACUGACUACAGAGAGGGUACCUCUUCCUAUGUUACUCGAUAUAAAUCUGAAAGCUUUCGCUUGGAAGCCUACUCGAGUAACGUCUAUUGUGCUUCUCAACGUCAUUCGUGCUCAUCAGAAACCGAUUUCUCACUUGGAAGCUUCAUCGCUGGUAGCGGUUUCAGCCAGCUAUGAUCAUACACUCAAAGUGUUCGACCUUCGUACCUGCCAACUACAGUCGAUGCUGCAUGCUCAUAGUGGACCGGUGACAGCCGUGUGCAUCGACCAUGCUUCCAGCACGUUAUUCUCUGGCUGUGAGCAAGGCAUAAUCUGCUGGUGGAAUUUGACUACUGGAGAACUUCUUCGGUCGCUUGAUGUCAAGUGUAUAGGUGUGGUAGCUUACGUUAAUUCAGUAGCCUUACAAGUCCACUAA
Messenger RNA from Cooperia oncophora, 492 nucleotides. Lineage: Eukaryota; Metazoa; Nematoda; Chromadorea; Rhabditida; Trichostrongylidae. The record is from the annotation of a GenBank genome assembly.